AUGGGCUGGGAUGAGUUGGCCGACAAGGAGUUGAUUCGCCUGAAGGCCCAGGCCCGUGCAGAAGAGACUGCUGAGUGCUUUCGAUGUGAUUCGGAUUCCGACGAGGGCUCAGCCACAUGUGGUCUUUCUCAGUCCGAACGAUCUACUGCAUCUCAGUCUGACUGUGCAAACCCUUUCAGCUUGUGGUGGUCGGAAGCUUUGAAGACUGCUGCAGCAGAGCUAAAGAUUUCGUCAGCCACGACAAAGCUUGAGCGGGGAAGCAUCAACGCACUUGGGCUCCCAGCGAACAUUCUUGGCAUCUCGGAGACAGACGAGAGCUACCGGCGUUUCAUCGCCGUCAACCAUGAUGCCGUGGAAUGGUUGGUUCGUUUUGAGCCAGUGACUGUCAUCAUGGAGCAAGUCGAGGGCUUCGGAGAAGGCAACAGCGCACAGGGCUAUGCCAUAGGAGGGGUGUUGAUAGCUGCUGCAGCUGCUGAUAGCAAGUUUGUCAACUUGGUCCACUCCCAAGACUUCGUGCAUGUGGGUGUGCCUGUCUCGUUUGGUGCUCCUUCAACCUUCGGAGAGCUCAAUGCACAUAGCCAGACACAGCAGUUGGAUUGUUCCAUGCAGCAGUGCAGCAUCACUGAGGCACGAAAGGUGCUGGGGAACAUGAGUGUCAGCAAGUUUUCGAUCUUGCUUGACAACCGGAUCACAGCGUGUGAGUGCGCCAGCUGCUUGGCACAGCCUGAAUCCAGCCUGAGAAGGAAGCCUUGGGACGAGAAGCUCAAAGCCGUGUCGACCCUGCAGGCCGUCGAGGCUGAGUUGCCGGGACCCGUGAAGGGCAACAUCCUGGGAAUGUACAUCGAGCACGACAUGAAAGAGCUCCUGGAGACAGAGGCCGAGAACAGGAUGGUGAUCAAGGCUCACUCUCGGAAGCUGUGGCAGAGGCUGUUGCCACUCAGCUGUGAGUUGUUUUCAGGAGAUAGUGAGGAUGCACGGGACAGUUUCGACCCGACCAAUCCGUUUGCCCUGGCUGUCAGGAACUCCAUCCGUGACUCUGUCAAGACCAAGAUCUUCGACGGCAGCGAGGCCAAGGAGGAGAUCGAAGAGGAAGGGCAAGCUUUGGAAUGCAACCUCCUGGAGUCUUGCUUGGAUGCGAUGGGAAGCGAUGCGUUCUUCGCGAUGCUCUCCGAGCCCCAGAAGGAUGGAAAUCAGCAGAAGAUGUUUUUCUUCUUUGAAAUCCUCUUGCAGGCUUCUGACACGGAGCUUUUCGCAACCUCGUUGGAAGCAGAGCCAGGGUGGGCCCAGGACUUCAUUUCGAGGGUGAUCUUCGUUGGCAAGGCCAUCGCGGUGCUCUUCAGCCCCCACACGACGGAUCUUGCGGUGGACGAGAUCCUCAAAACGGCAGGGGCAGAGGCAAAAUCCGGACACCUGCCGCAGCACCACAUCCAGCAGCUGACACAGGUGGCCCGUGUCAAGGCCACCAACCAUGCUCAGUUGCUUGAGAAUCCAGCUGCUUGUGAGCCCUUGGCAGCCUCCCUGUCUAUCUUGCAACUUGAGGAGGGGUGCCUCGAUGAGCUUCAACGUUUGCGCCAGUGGAUGAAGGAGAACAGCACGCUGCUGAAGACGGGCCAGACGAAGGCGUACUUUGAGCAGCUGGCAGCGUCUGCAGAUGCAGAGGAACUCAGCUCAGACGAUGGAGCAUUGCCUCUGGAGCUGUUGAAGCAGUUCCCCAGCAAGAUCAGCAACAUUGGGGAACGCAUGGACGGCCGCGUCUCCGAGCUUCUCGUGAAAUCCCUGCCGCUUCUGCUGCGUGCUUUGAAGCACUACGCCGCUUGCCAUUGUUUUCAGUUCAAGGUUGCUGCCGAUGACAAGGAGCAGGGAGCAGCACUCCUGUCUUCCUGGCCCAAAGCUUUGAAGCUCUGCGAGCCCGUCCCCGAGAAUGGGUUUUUCCUUGCGCAGUGUGAGGUCGGACGCCUUGGAUGUGCUGUGCGAGCAGCGAUCAAAAAGUUGGAACGCAGUGGUGCGACCAACGAGGCCCGUGUGGAGGCAGACCGGGCCUGCUUGCUUCAAGGGUCAGCAGCCAAGGCCGUGUUGGAUUACCAGAGAGCUUCUGCAAAGGCUGACGACGAGCUUGGCAACUUGAGACGUGCGGGCUCGUCGAUGCUGAGCCGAAUCGAAGGUGUUGCCUUGACGAGCUUGUUCCAACAGGAUGUUGACAACACCAUCUUAUCGGAUUGCAUCCAGCUGCGGGCGGCCCAGAUCAUGAACCAGUGCCGGGUUGCCGGCGACCAGUUCGCGGACCAGAGCAUGGGCUUCCAUGUGCCGGCCUCCGGAUGGAAGAAAAGCAUCAAGACGGAGGCGACCCUGUCGGAUGUGCUCAAGCAAGCGGCCUUAACGAUCGGCACAUUGAAGGGAAACUUGGUGAAGACACGUUUGGACGAAGUGCUGCAGGAUGGGGUUUGCAAACCUAAACAAUGGCGGUUAUUAGUGGCAUCCAAAGACAUUCGCAGCUUCAUCGACAACUUCAAAUCCGUGCCGUUUCUCGACAUGCCCUCCUUGAAUGAGACAGCAUCCAAGAUCAAGGUGCUGCACACCCAAGGGGUCGUGCUGACAAUCGAAGCGUUGCUGUGCCAUGCCAUGAACAUCAAAGCCAAGGCCAAUGCCCGCGAGAUCGUCCGGGCACAGCUUGCAGAGCUUGCUGGCCGCAGUUUGUCCGAGGACUUGAUCGAGCCCACCUUGCUCAGCGAGGCCAAAGGUCUCAUGUCGUGA
Molecule: messenger RNA, 2751 nt
Organism: Symbiodinium sp. CCMP2592
Lineage: Eukaryota; Dinophyceae; Suessiales; Symbiodiniaceae
Source: the annotation of a GenBank genome assembly